Molecule: messenger RNA, 357 nt
Organism: Protopolystoma xenopodis
Lineage: Eukaryota; Metazoa; Platyhelminthes; Monogenea; Polystomatidea; Polystomatidae
Source: the annotation of a GenBank genome assembly
UCUUCACCUAGCCUGACCACCACUCUAGCCUCCAGUACUUCCACACAACGGACCAAUGACGGUGAAAAUAACUUUAAGGAUGAAGAAAUUAGGAACUUGCAGACCUCAUCACUUAAGUCAUCCUUUUCUCCUGACAAAGUCUCUUCUAAGCUGCAUCAGCAAAGUUCUGAUCAAUCAACAGCUGGACUAGAUCUAGCUCGCCGUAGUGAGUUUCAAGCCUUCAUUCAGAGCCGGACCUGUCUUUCUGGUGGUAAGGGUUGGUGGCGCUAUGAGGUCUGUUUGGGAAAGGCCAUACUUCAAUUUCAUCAAGUUAAGGAGUUCAUAUCAGCACAACUAGAUGAUAACCGCUAUGACUAA